CAUAAACAAAUAUGGCUGCCUCACAUGUUUGAAACAGACAAAAUUUUACGAAAGAAAAAUUACAAUGCCCACUGAUACUAAGCGUUUACCAGUCCCUGAAACGUCGAUAUGUCCAUCGACAUUAAUCGAAGACAUUUCUGCCAAAAAAUUGCCUUUGAUUUCCAACAACAAACGUCGAGACGAUCGACUCUGUACUCAAUUACGUCAUGUUUACGCAAAACUCAAAGUUAUCUCACAAGCCCAGGGCUCGGCAUAUAUUGAAAUAGGUAAUACAAAGGUGAUUUGUUCAGUUUACGGCCCAAGGGAAGUUAAGAAAAGAGAUGAAUUUUCAAUGGAUGGACAAUUAUGUUGUGAUUUUAAAUUUGCAACGUUUUCAUGUCCUCAAAGAAGGAGCCAUUUAAGCGAUAAUGAAGAAAAAGAGCUUUCACAGCAGUUGUUAAACGCAUUGUCUCCAGCAGUUUGUUUAAACAAAUUCCCAAAAGCCAGGGUGGAAAUAUUUGCUUUGGUUUUAGAGAAUGAUGGAAGUGCCUUUUCUGCUGCAAUUAAUUGUGCAUCGCUGGCUCUUGUAGACGCAUCAAUAGAAUUAUAUGACAUUCCUGUUGCAGCAUGCGUCAGAUAUGAUGGAGUAAAUUUAAUUGUCGAUCCACAAUUGAACGAAGAAUAUUCACAUCAAGAAAGUAAUUUAUCUGAGGAAAAUGGCCAGGUUCUAGUUGCGUAUUUACCUGUUCUAAAACAGAUAUCAGCUUUAAAUCACGUGGGCUGCCUAAGUAGUAAAGUAUUAAAUCAAUCGAUGAAACUCUGCAUAGAAGCUACACAAAAGAUGCAUACUAUAUUUCAAGAAUGUAUAAAAGAGAAAGUUAAAUCGAUUAUGGAUUAA
Messenger RNA from Dimorphilus gyrociliatus, 877 nucleotides. The record is from the annotation of a GenBank genome assembly. NCBI's taxonomy places the organism in Eukaryota, Metazoa, Annelida, Polychaeta, Dinophilidae.